CUUGGUCACUGCAUUUUUUCUCCAAUCAUAUCUUAUGCCAUCUUAUACUCUUUUCAUUUGAACACUUCAUUCAUCACAUUAUUUGCUUAUACUAGAUAUUCUGUAUACAAAGAUUGAGUUUUCCACAUUAUUUGCUUCUGUGGGUCCCUUACUAUACUAUCCUCAAUCUUUUUUUCUUUAAUAUCUUACUUUAAUUCCUCUUUUUUUCUUUUUUGUACUAAUUAAUAUUCCUAGAGUUUUGCCUCCUUCUAUUCUAUCAUUGCUCUCUUUAACUAAUUUCAUUUGGGUUCUUGUGAUGACACUUUCUUCUUGUUUGGCUAUUAUUAGUUAAUUUUCAGCUAAAAAGAUUGAUUUUUGACCAAUGGGCUGUCUUUGAAUCUUUCUCAUUUUACAUGUGUUCCUCCUCCUUGUUGAUAAUGUACAAUCACAAAUUUUGUUUCUUGGAAGCUGGUUAAUGUUGAAUAUGUGUUGCCUCAUGAAUUGCUUCUUGAAUAUUAAUUGAUUUAUUUUUAAAGGAAUUCAUUCAUGGCUAAUUAGAAACUUGUUUCUCUCAUGAAGAUUUGAAGUAUUGGCAAUUUUUUGUGAAAGGAAUGGAAACUAUGUUUGCAAAAGAUAACAAGUUUUUUGUGAGUGGAUAGAGUGUGGAAAAGGGAGUAAUUAAUAUGAAGGGAGCAAUUGAUGAAGGAAAAGAGAUAAGUCCAAUGUUUCCAAGGUUGCAUGUUAAAGAUGCUGAGAAAGGAGGUCCAAAAGCACCUCCAAGGAAUAAAAUGGCUCUCUAUGAACAAUUCAGCAUCCCUUCAUCAGGACAUGGAUCAGGAGGAUCCUUGUUUUCUCUCCCUCUAAGAAAUUGCACACUUUCCACAACAUCAACCCAUCUUGGUUGCAGUACUCAAAGCAUCAAGUUCUGCAGCUCCAAUGCAUCUUCUAUUCUAUCUGACAAAGCUCAAGCCUAUAAUUCCAGAAUGAUCAAUUCAACCAAGUUGAUGGCGAGUCGUGACUUCGAACACAAGAAACCUGCAAAACAAAUUACCAAAGAUAAUUUCAUCAGUAGUAAGAAUUCUCUUAAAACAAUUGAUGGUGAAGAAGCUGCUUUUAUAACUCCUGGUUCUGUUCAUGUGAAAAGUUCAUGUUGUGGCCUCAUCAUCCAAAACGACAAAGAAAAACUUACUCGCGAAAAUUUGAGCUGUUCGCUUAAAAAUCUAAAUUCAUUUAGAAAAAUGAUGAAUUCAAAUGGAGCCAUAGAACUGAAAUCAGCACAAUGUGGGAAGAUUCAAAUGGAAGAACAUAAAAAUUCAAGUCAAAUUGAUCAGAAGGAAGAGGAAGGAAUUCCUCUCUCAUUAAAUAGUUUCGAUGACAUGACAAAUGCAUCAUCAAACUCAUUGGUUAAGGAUACAAAUUCCAAAUCGAUGAAGAAAGAACAUAGAUCAAUGAAGGAAGAAACAAAAAAUAUUUCAAUAGAUAGUUUGAAAACAUUGAAAGGUAGCAAUGGUAAUAGACAUGAAGAUCAUGCAGGAUUUGUAGAAAAAAUCAAAUUAAAGGAUCAUUGCAUGGAGAAACCAGCAAAGAGUGAUGUCGAAAGAAUUUUGGGUGAGUUAGAAAUCGGUAGAAGGUCCUUCUUUGGUGGCAAGAGAGAGAGGAGUAAAGAUGAGGAGACUGAUAGAAAUUAUGAUGCAUUGAAUAAACCAAGAUCAGCAUAUAGAUUUGGUAUGGAUAUCUCCCCUGAUGAUGUUGUUGGACUUAUAGGUGAUAAGCAAUUUUGGAACACAAGAAAAACUAUCAUCAAUCAACAGCGAAUAUUCCUCAUGCAAGUGUUUGAGUUACAUAGACUUAUAAAGGUGCAAAGAUUAAUUGCAGGGUCACCUCAUCUAUUAUUUGAAGACAAGUCACCAAUAAUAACAUCCUCUCCCAAGAAACUCGACGACAAGUCCGAAAAAGCCGCGACGUCCGAUGACAUUAAAAACAAUGUUGUUGGAAAUAUUCACCUUCCUAGUGUCAACAACAUAACCAAAGAACAUAAUCAUCUCCCAAAUUAUGUCAAUCAUCAUUUAGGAAACCUUGCAUUAGCCUCUAAUGAUAUAAAAAACUCAAAUUCCAAACAAUCACCAAACAUUGUCUACCCUCCUCCACCAGCAAAUCAAUGGUUAGUUCCUGUCAUGUCACCAUCUGAAGGACUUGUAUACAAGCCAAUCAUCGGACCAUGUCCUCCGAAUUCAAGCCUCGUGGCACCGUUAUUCGGCGCCUGCAGUUCACUAAGCCUGAAUCCAGGAAACAAGGAUGUUUUAGAUCAAUCUCUUGGUACAAAUUGUCAUCAAAAAGUUGGAAUCUUUUCUAGUUCAUCAUUACCACAAUUGUUACCAACAUCAUUCAUGCAUAGAUCUAUAUCAGCUUCAGCUAUUGAACAAAUGGAGCAAUCUAAUUAUGGUACUAAAAAUCACCAAUCAAAUGCAGAAUUCAUGUAUCAAACGCCAUCAUCUAACAUGUCAACUCAGAUAAGCCAAGUAAUGUCAAGAAACAUUUCAAAUUAUCAAUCAUAUGAAGAUAAUAAAGAAUUACAAAUAAGUAGAGCUAGUAGUCCAUCUAAGAGAAUGAAAGGAGUUGAUGAACUUCCUUUGUUUCCGGUUGCGCCGACGCUUUGGCCAUCAUCGGAUCGCGACACACGUGUUGAAAACCAAUCAAGAGUAAUCAAAGCUCUUCCUCAUAAUGCAAAAUCAGCAAGUGAAUCAGCAGCCAGGAUAUUCAAAUCAAUCCAAGAAGAAAGGAAACUUUUGUAGCUAGUAUUAUUCAUAAUAUAUUUUUAAUAAGGCAAGAUAUUAUUAAUUUCAUACUAUAUAUACCCUGACACUAACAAUGUAUAUUUAUACUCUAUAGAUUGAUAACAAUACUUGAGCCUUUUUGAGAAGAUGGAACAGGAUUGUAAAUUCAAAUGCCAUUAACAAUAAGUUCAUGUAUCAACCAUUGUGAACAGCCAAA
Cicer arietinum (chickpea) is the source of this 2970-nucleotide messenger RNA. RefSeq names its product protein HEADING DATE 3B. The record is from RefSeq and is a predicted model, not a curated record. Gene Ontology annotation, biological process: regulation of photoperiodism, flowering. NCBI's taxonomy places the organism in Eukaryota, Viridiplantae, Streptophyta, Magnoliopsida, Fabales, Fabaceae.